This is a messenger RNA of Corylus avellana, 1711 nucleotides long. RefSeq names its product protein CLT1, chloroplastic. Lineage: Eukaryota; Viridiplantae; Streptophyta; Magnoliopsida; Fagales; Betulaceae. The record is from RefSeq and is a predicted model, not a curated record.
UAUCAUACACCUUUCUCUCUCUCUCUCUCUGAAAUAAAUUGCUUUUUGGUUACAUAAACAGUUACAACAAAUCAUGACGGCAUGUCCUCGUCGGAUAAGCGCCGGGGCAGGGGCGUCGGACUGUCCGAUACGGUUAGGGAAAUCACCGCGGACGGCCGAGAUUUUACGGUUACCUCGCCACUAUGUAAUGAGUCAGCGGCGGAGGAUCGCGUUGAGAUCGAGGCUGUGGAUAGUCGAAGCGGUGGGGCACGGAGGGGCGUGGGAGCGAUCCGACGGCCGGGACGUGGAGGAGAAGGUGGUGGGACCGUGCCCGUACGCUGUGGAGGAUUUGGCGGAGAAGAGCGUGACAGUGGAGGAGGAGGAAGUGGAAGAGGAUGUGAAGAGGGAGAAUAAGAAGAAUUUGGAUCGGACAGUGAAGGUGGUGGUAGCAGCGGCGAUUACGGUGGUGCUGGGAGUAGGGAAUCGGGUGUUGUACAAGCUGGCCUUGGUUCCUCUCAAGCACUACCCCUUCUUCCUCGCUCAGCUCGCCACUUUCGGAUAUGUAGUUGUAUACUUCUCUAUCUUGUAUCUCCGGUACCGUGCCGGCAUUGUUACGGAUGAGAUGCUUUCUAUGCCGAAAGCUCCAUUCCUGGCUGUUGGCCUCUUGGAGGCACUUGGUGCUGCUACUGGAAUGGCAGCUGGAGCAAUUCUUUCUGGAGCAUCAAUCCCAAUUUUGUCUCAGACUUUUCUCGUGUGGCAAAUUCUUUUGUCAAUUGUUUUCCUUGGAAGGAGAUAUAGAGCUAAUCAACUACUUGGAUGCUUUCUUGUAGCAGUUGGUGUAAUCAUAACUGUAGCAAGUGGAUCUAGUGGUGGACAUUCAUUGAAGGAGGCUGGUAUAUUUUGGAGUCUCUUAAUGAUAGUUUCGUUUUUAUUUCAAGCGACCGAUACAGUGCUGAAGGAAGUAAUCUUUUUGGAUGCUGCCCGGCGGUUAAAAGGAGGUUCAGUAGACCUAUUUGUUGUAAAUUCCUACGGAUCCGCCUUCCAAGCCUUGUUUAUAUGCCUUCUCCUACCUUUUUUGUCAAAAUUAUGGGGCAUUCCAUUUAUUCAACUGCCACAAUACCUUAAAGACGGUGCAGCUUGCUUUCUGAACAUUGGUACUUUGUCAAGCGGAUGUGAUGGUGCUCCACUGCUACCUUUGUUGUUUGUUGUUGUCAACAUGGGUUUUAACAUAUCCUUGUUGUAUCUGCUCAAGAUCUCUUCUGCUGUGGUGUCUUGCCUUGCUUCUACAUUUUCAGUGCCAAUAUCAGUCUACGUGUUCACGUUGCCGCUGCCGUACCUUGGCGUUGCAUCUUCCCUUCCUCCAGGCUUUGUUGCAGGAGCCAUUGUUCUUGUUAUGGGCUUGCUCAUCUAUACUCGGACACCGUCAGUUCCCUCUAGUGCUCCUCCAUCGCUUCCCAACUAGUAUAUGAUCAGCAGAUUACCCCGGUUGUUAAGUGCAACCGAUAACGCUUCUCUGCGUUUUGGAUUUUGCAAAAGUGAGAAGAGUGCAACCAAAAGCGUUUCUCUUCGUUUUGGAUUUUGUAGAAGUGAGAAGAAGAGGAGGAAUUGAGGAAGAGAGAGGAAAGCCAUUAAUAAUUGUCAUUUUUGUUCCAUGGAAAAUGUAAUGUGCGUUUCUGGCAAUUAGAGCCCAAGCAAGUAGGAUAUAAAACUCUUUUCUUUUUUUUUUCCUUUU